AUGAAGGCAUCUUCACUUUCGCUCAGCGCCGGUUCGCUAUUUCUUCUAUCGCUCGCGUCCACAGGGGUUGCCUCUGAAUACGAAUUGGUCGAGACAUGGCAAGGCCAGGAGUUUUUUGACUACUUCCACUUCUACACUGGUGCCGACCCAACAAAUGGAUGGGUCACGUACCUUGACCAGGCCAGUGCAGAGAGCUCUGGGCUGGUUAAAGUCACCGACCGCGGGACGGUUUAUAUUGGUGUAGACCACCAGACAACUCUCAGCACAACUGGCAAGGGACGUGAUUCGGUGCGCGUCGGCACCAACAAAUACUACGAACACUCACUGGUGGUCGCGGAUAUUGCGCACAUGCCCGGAAGUGUGUGCGGCUCUUGGCCUGCAUUCUGGACCGUUGGUAAAGUAUGGCCGCAGGAUGGUGAAAUUGAUAUCAUCGAGGGUGUCAACCUUCAGAACCACAACGAGAUCGUGAUGCAUACCGGAGGCACUUGCGCCUUGACCGAUCAGGGAAUGUCUGGGAUUGUAAACGCAACGGGAUGUGGUGAAGCGCUAGGAACCGUGGGCUGCGUUAUUGAAGGACACGAGGGCAGCUACGGAGAUUCAUUCAACAACCAGGGAGGAGGCAUUUACGCCAUGGAGUGGACCGAAGAGUUCCUCAAGAUCUGGUUCUUCCCCCGUCACUCCAUUCCACCCUCCCUCAGCAGCGGUGAGCCCGAUGUCACCGAAUUUGGCAUCCCAAUGGCUCUAGUGCAAGAAGGCUGUGAUGUCGCGAACAGCUUCAAGGAGCAAUCGUUCGUUUUCGAUGUGACAUUCUGCGGCGACUGGGCUGGUGGUGUGUUUGGAGAGUCUGGCUGCCCAAUGACCAAUCCAGACUCCUUCCAAAGCUGUACAAACUAUGUUGCACAGAACCCUGACAAGUUCAAGGACACAUACUGGGAAAUCAACUCGGUCAAGGUGUACCAGACGGAGGCGAAGAACGCAGCCCCAGCUCAACAUGGUUCCCUUACCCACGCGGCAUCUCAAGCACCCGUUACGCAUACCCUGGCGACCAAGACCGCCACUGAGACACAUGUCGUUCCGCAAGUUCAUUCCUCCGCUUCGGUGGCUAGCCACUCCACAGAGGAAGCCACCCACGUAGUUGAGAGCGCUACUCAUGCUUCGGUUUCCCCGACUGUUCACCCCGCGGGGGGAGCUCCUCAUUCAGUUGAGAGUGCUAGUCAUGCAACAGAGAUUUUUCUGACUGUCACCCCAGUGGCCGUCACCAGUCCCAUGUUUGCAGCAUCCAAAAUCCCCACCUCCCUCUUAGAGGAGCAAUCGCCUGUUCCUACUACUCAUGCCAAACCCGCUGUCACCCGAUACGUGACUGAGUUUGUCACCGGAACAACGACACUUUGCGCUUCAGCCGAAACCGAAACUUCUUCCAAUCUACCCUCCGCCAAUAUCGCAGUUUCAUCUCAUGCCUCACAUGCCACACAUGCCCCCCAGGCACCGGAUGUCACCCCCACUUCACCAUCCUAUGAGAUCGAAACCCCAGCUGGAUGGGCUGCAUUGACCAAGGGAUCAGAUGGUCAUUUCACCACUUCUAACUCUCACACUUCUUCUGGUCACUCAUCCACACCGUCUCAAGUCCCACAGAUCCAAUCUACCCCUGCACGGGAGCCAAGCGGCGCAGAUGCCAAGACUACUUCUCCCCCUCACGCACAUUCAAGCCACUCAUCCACGCCAUCUAAGACUCCGCAGGUCCAGUCUCCACAUGCGCAAGCACCAAGUGGAGCAGAUGCUGUUUCAAUCAAACCAGCUAGCCACCGACCACCUCCUAACCUGGCCACACCUUCUUCUUUGCCUCACAAGCCGUCGACUGGCCCUGCGAGGGAAUCUGGUGCUGUGAAGCCCUCGUCAACGCCGCACAGUUCGAAGGCUGUCAUUCCCAAGCCCUCGGGUGGUUCCGCAGCGUCCACUAGCUCUCGUCACGUUUUCCCGGGUCUCUCGCCCUCGGCAACAAGCCCUGUCUUCACUGGCGCUGCUGAAAGACUUCCCAUACAAUACCCAGUGAUGGCUGCUGCGCUCGGUCUUGCUCUUGUCGUAUAG
Molecule: messenger RNA, 2085 nt
Organism: Penicillium verhagenii
Lineage: Eukaryota; Fungi; Ascomycota; Eurotiomycetes; Eurotiales; Aspergillaceae
Product: glycoside hydrolase family 16 protein
Exons: 1
Coding region: 1-2085 (694 amino acids)
Biological process (GO): glucan catabolic process
Molecular function (GO): hydrolase activity, hydrolyzing O-glycosyl compounds
Source: RefSeq, a predicted model, not a curated record